CAGACCUGGACGGAUAAGGGUGUUACACUCGCCUUGUUUGCCUCUUCCACCGAUGCCCUGGUUUGUUCUCGGUGGUGGCGACAUCAUCUUUCCUUUUCUGUGUUUUCCCUACAUUCGGUGCUUCUGAUUUGUUCUAUUUUCAGAUCUGUUUGUCCGCAGUAAGUGUUGGGCGUCCCGAGCGACAUGCGUUGAACGUUGGACGUCUUCUAGAACAGGAUUAGGAAUAGCUUGUGUAUAUAAACACAUGUACUCCCACAUUAUUGUUUAAGGAAAUUCAUAAUUCUUCAUGGUAUCAGAGCCAUAAUCUCUCAACCCAAAAACCCUAACCCUACCCGUGCUCUCUCCCUCCCUCUCGGCGUGCUUUCUCCAGCGCCGCACACCACCCGCCGUCCUCCUCUCCUCGGCGGCAGUAGCAGCGCAGCACAGCCCCUCUCUUCCUCGGCGACGACAGCGCCCUCCCCUCUCAAUAUGGCUUCCUCUGAUAAACCCUCAGAAAACUCAACCUCUUCCUCCUCCUCGAAUGCUCCUCAUCUUGCCUUCACAACAAUCUUCAACGUCAAGCUUUAUGUCCUGAUUCAGCUCAGCUUUUCUCAGCCCAACUACAAAAAAUGGAGCCGGCUCUUUCUCCUCCUGGUGCGCCGAUUCACCCUCCACGGGUUUCUCUCAUGUUCUACCACUCCUUCUGCCGAUGAUGAUGAAUGGUACCAGCUUGACGCCCUGAUCCAAGGUUGGAUUCUCUCUACCAUCACGGAUGAAGUCUCAGAUCUGGUUAUCUCCACCACCACCACCGCUGCUGAACUCUGGCGGAUUAUUCAUGCUCUCUUUCAUGACAACAAACAUGCUCGGGCGAUGCAACUCGAGCACCAGUUUCGAACCACCAUCAAGGGUUCGAUGACCAUGGCCACUUACUGUCAAACUUUGCGAAACAUUGCCGAUUGGUUGGAUGAUGUUGACGCCCCAGUCUCUGAGUCUCAACUUGUGCUUCAAAUGCUUCGUGGGCUACCCGACGAUCUCCAGGCUCAGACAUCGUUCUUGCAAUUCCAACAACCGCUGCCCACGUUCCUUCAGACCCGAUCCGCUCUCCUGCUCCUUGAACGGCAAGGACAAACCGUCAUGGACGACGCCGGCACGGCGCUCAUGGCUGGCCGAACCGGCAGCUCACCAUACGGCGGCAGCAGCGGCGGUUUCGGGCGCAGCGGUGGGACGCCCGGCAGUGGGCACAACGGCGGCAGCGGCGGCGGUCGCGGGCAGCAGGGGCGCAACUCCGGUCGCGGUGGAGGCGGCCGUGGACGUGGAUGAGGAAGAAACUCUGGUUCGCAAC
Messenger RNA from Cuscuta campestris, 1321 nucleotides. The record is from the annotation of a GenBank genome assembly. NCBI's taxonomy places the organism in Eukaryota, Viridiplantae, Streptophyta, Magnoliopsida, Solanales, Convolvulaceae.